AUGGGCUUACGUGACAGGAUCCAAUCUGCCAUAACAGGGCUGCCUGCUCCGACUGAAUCUGGGUACAGAAGAAGACCUCAAGCCGGGCCCCCAGCCGAAGUAUCACGACCAGGUCAGAGACGAGCAAGCUCAGCUACCUCGACGAGUAACCCUAGAUUUCGAGCCUCACGAUUGGCCAUUGAAGGUGACUCCGGUCCCUCGGCUCAAUCUAGGUUCCGGUCUGGACAGCCAGCGAUACAGAAGAACUCUACGAGUACUUCAUCUUCCACAAGCUCCUCACAGCAAAACGGCACAACAGUCUCCGGCGCCAACCUUGCUUCAACUCGGCCUCCACCGAGGACAACUGCAAGCACACCGGUGCUCCCUCUCACGAGGAUCUCGAGAUCGUACGGCAACAACGACAAGCAAGAAUCUUUUUCCCCUAAUCCUUCACGCAGGCUUGCACUUGAAGGCUCUGGCUGUACGCCAGACAGUUGCUCCACAGCUGCCUCAAGGAUAACGAACCGUGCGAAUCUUGCAACCACACCCAAGGCCAAGGAAUCGGAAGAAGGAGAUCAACUCGCCCCUCUCAGCGAGCGAGAAAUAAUAGAUGUCAGUGAUGAAACCAGUCUACCACGUGCUGUGGAGAGUGCUCAGGGUCAGAUUCGUGAUGGAGUACAGCAACCGGUGGCGCAGCAGGCUACGCGCACAACAAUUCCUUCACCACCGAUCUCAAUGCUACAACAAAAGCCUCCCUUAACGAGGACAGCUUCAUCCGGCCGCACCGGCAACCCAAAUCCAGCCUCUACGAGCACCAACCCGUCAAAGCUUGGAGCUCCACAGCCCAUCUCACAACCGCCUGGGAGAAAUCAGCCGCCUGAACGAAUGCGAACUGGUAGCUCUGGGCCUCCCUCCAUGACCAAAACAUCGAAUGGUGAUACUGGGCAGCCCCAAGCGCUCUAUCUUGGUGCCUUCGAUAUGGCAGAUGCAGACCAAUCCGCUCAGCAACGCACGCCGACCACUCGUGGUGGACCAACCCAACGCGGCACCCGCAGUCGGUCCAGCGACCUAGGCCAACGCCGCUCCUCCAGCCGCAGCAGCACAUCCACUCACCGCACAACGGUGCUAGGUCACGGCUCCUGGUUCCCAAGACCCCUACUGUGCAGAGACGGCAGUUUCAACUCCACUCACAGGCCCUACUACGACUCUUACUGGGACUCCUGGGGCUACCACUACCCCUUCGACGCCCCGCCCUGGUACCCAACCCGCUACGUGCUCCCUCACCUCCAAACCACCUUCACCGAAGUCUCGACCAACUACUUCGAGCACGAAUCGCCCGCCACGCCCGAUCUCGACACCACCAGAGGCUCCGAGGUCAUCAACCGCUACUACAACGGUUGGCGAGAUGCGUAUACCGAGGCGCUGUCCGGCAGCUGCCACGCCAUCUCGGCGGCAGACCGGGCGAGGAUCUUGGCGAACAGGGACGGGCUCCGGUCCAGGCAGGAUGAGGCGAUCCGGAGGCUGACAGAUGGGGAUCAGGCUGUGGUGCGCGAGACGCUGGAUCAGGUCCGGGUUGAUCGCCAGAUGGCGGUUGACAUGCCGCUGGCGCAGUUCAGGUGGGCGACGCCGUGGAUUAAGGAGGUGUGGGUGAAGGAGCAUGGGGAGAUUCCCGGUUAG
Molecule: messenger RNA, 1656 nt
Organism: Endocarpon pusillum Z07020
Lineage: Eukaryota; Fungi; Ascomycota; Eurotiomycetes; Verrucariales; Verrucariaceae
Exons: 1
Coding region: 1-1656 (551 amino acids)
Source: RefSeq, a predicted model, not a curated record